GGCGCCGUCGCCAUCGCCAGUCGUUGCUACGUUCAGGUCGGGGGAGAUUCGCGCGACCGAGCACCGUAACGAUCAGCAGCAACACCCGGACAAUAACGCCGUCGUCGUCAUGGGCAAGCAGAACGGCGAGGAUCUGGAUCAGGACGCGCAGGAGCGGAUGCUGAAGGAGGACAGCGCCGCGAAGAUCGCGAUCGAGAAGGAGGAGAAGGACGAGAAGGCCACCGAGGUGAAGUUCAUCUCGGAGAAUGGCGACGCCAAGAUCGACAUCGAGAUGGUGAAGGCGGUGCUAUCUGGAAUGGGAAAGGAGGAAUUGAUGAAAUUUGCAAACGAUCCGUUCUGGGUGAAAUUGAGAUGGGCCUUGUUCAUCGUCUUCUGGCUGAUAUGGGCAGCCAUGUUGGCCGGUGCCAUAGCGAUCAUCGUGAUGGCGCCAAAAUGCGCCGCUCCUGAGCCGAAGAAACUGUGGGAGGAGAGCGCAAUUGUUGAAUUGGACGUCUCGGAAUAUAAUCUCAACUUGGAUAUACUGGACGAUUUGAAAAAUCAACAUGUCAGGGCCAUAUCUCUUUCGUCUUUGGUGAAGGAAAGCGCGAACGGAGGAACCAUAGAUUUUAAAGCCAUCAAGCCGAAUUUAGGAAACAUCAGCGAUUUGGAAAAUUUCGUUAAAGUGGCAAAGGAGAAGGACCAACAAAUCUUUUUGGAGUUGGAUCCCAACCAUUCCUCCGUGGAGCAUUCGUGGUUUAAAAAAUCUGUACUGAGACAGGAGCCAUUCACGUCCUAUUACGUCUGGGCUGAUGGAAUAAUCGGUUCUGACGGUGGAAAAGAAAGACGAAAUCCUCCGAAUAAUUGGUUGAGCGUGUACGGCGGAUCCGCGUGGGAAUGGAACGAACAAAGGCGCCAAUAUUACCUUCAUCAGUUCAACAAGUCGCAACCUGAUCUGAAUUACACCAACCCGGCAGUGGUGACAGAAUUUAAAGACGUCUUGACUCACUGGCUGAAAUUAGGCAUUAGCGGUUUUCGCUUGGCAAACACGCAGUAUCUGACGGAAGAUCCGGAGCUGCGCGACGAAUCCAGGAGCAUUCUUCCCGUAGAACCGAACAAUUAUCAGUCGCUAGUGCACGUUCACACGCGCGAUCGUUCGGAGAACGCUGCGGUAUUAUCGAAAUGGCAAGAAGUCGUUCGCAACGAAACUGCUGGCAAAGGGUUGUUUGCGUUGCAAGAUGACAUUGGCGCGGACAUCUUGCAAGUUUAUAACGAAAAGACGACGAUUGAUCUACCGCAGAGUUCGCACUUCCUCACUAAUGCCAACGCGAGCAUAAACGCGACGGACUUGCGUAAAAGUAUAUCGCAAUGGCUUGCCGUCACGCCGUGGCCUGCGUGGAAUGUGAAUGGCAAACAGCGUUCCUUGAGGCAACGCAUGCCUAAAGACGUCGCCGAUAGUAUCGUGUUAAUGACCAUGUUACUACCGGGCACGCCGAUUCUUCGAGAAGAGGACGUCAUGUCCGCGAAGGAUGCGUUCGCAACCUUGUCGAGUGCCCGAAGUAGUCUAACGUUCCUUCACGGGAAUACGACUCUCAGAAUAGUAAACGGGACUGUCUUCGUAUACGCGAGGGUAAAAAGUGGCAAUCCCGGAUAUCUCGUGGCGUAUCAGACAGGAGACGAACCAGCCGUCAUAAACCUGUCCAGAAUACCGCGGAUAUCGGAAGAAAUCAAUGUGGUCGCGCAUAGUCCUAACUAUGACCAAAAUACGGAAUUAAUGAAGACGAAAUUACCGUCGGAUGCUGUGCCCAUAUCACCGAAAAGCACACUAAUUUUAACAUUUGUACCGAAGGAGUCUUAAAUCGAUCCAAAAGAAUUUAAAUGCGAGAGCAAUCGGCUAUAUACGAUUGCAUUUCUUUCUUCAAUAUACAAAACUGAAGGAAAUCAAGGUUGAUAUCAAAAAGAUUAGAAUCGAGUUGUAUCGAAAUUCAAAUUAACGGCAAUACAGAUAGAAGCUAGAGGUCCUAAAAAUGUGAAAUUACUUGAUCAUUAUUUAUGCUGAAGCUUAUCUGAUUUAUUUGUAUGUUGAAACAAAGUAUAGUGUGAAGAAAAUCUGUUUUAUUUGAAUCAUAUAACUGUGUGUGCAUACAUUACAUUGUGCAACAAAAAGAAAUGUAUCUCAAUGUCCGUACGUGUAAUGAAAAUAUAUAUAGCAAGCAUCAAAUACAAA
Molecule: messenger RNA, 2203 nt
Organism: Temnothorax curvispinosus
Lineage: Eukaryota; Metazoa; Arthropoda; Insecta; Hymenoptera; Formicidae
Gene: CD98hc
Product: maltase 2
Exons: 9
Coding region: 110-1834 (574 amino acids)
Biological process (GO): carbohydrate metabolic process; amino acid transport
Source: RefSeq, a predicted model, not a curated record